UUCACUCUUUAUUUAUUUAUUACUUUAUUACUUUAUUACAUUUUUUUUUUUUUAAUCAUUGCCGGUGUGGGUGGGUUGGGGCUGGCGUUGUCCGGUUGUCACCGCGGGCUGGCGGAGAUCGUCGCGAUUGUCGCGAUUGUCGCGUCCCCGGGGAGGGGAUGCGGGCGCUGAGGGCGCUGCGGUCCCGCAGGUUCCAGGCGAUGGCGGCGGCGGCGGCGGCCGGGGGGGCUCGGAGGGGUCGGGUGCUGAACCCCGAAACCAUGAACCCCGCGAUCCGGAGGGUGCAGUACGCGGUGAGGGGUCCCAUCGUCAGCCGGGCCCUGGAGAUCGAGCAGGAGCUCAGAGAGGGUGUCCCCAAACCCUUCACCGAGGUGAUCAAGGCCAACAUCGGUGACGCUCACGCCAUGGGCCAGCAGCCCAUCACCUUCCUGCGCCAGGUGACGGCGCUCUGCCUCUGCCCGGAGCUCAUGAAGGACCCGUCCCUGCCCAGCGACGCCAAGGAGCGAGCGCAGCGACUUCUGGAGGCCUGCGGUGGCCGGAGCGUGGGGUCCUACAGCGCCAGCCCCGGUGUGCCGAUGGUGCGGGAGAACGUGGCGCGAUACAUCGAGCGUCGCGAUGGCGUCCCCUCCAAAGCCGAGGACAUCUUCCUGUCCACCGGCGCCAGCGACGCCAUCGUGAACAUCCUGAAGCUGCUGGUGUCGGGCUCGGGCUCGUCGCGCACGGGGGUUCUGAUCCCGAUCCCGCAGUACCCGCUGUACUCGGCGGCGCUGGCCGAGCUGGAGGCCGUGCAGCUCGGUUAUUUCCUGGCCGAGGAGCGCUGCUGGGCGCUGGACGUGGCCGAGCUGCGCCGGGCGCUGGCCGAGGGCCGGCGGCGCUGCUGCCCCCGCGUGCUCUGCAUCAUCAACCCCGGGAACCCCACCGGCCAGGUGCAGAGCCGGGAAUGCAUCGAGGCCGUCAUCAAGUUCGCCUACGAGGAGAAACUUUUCCUCAUGGCCGACGAGGUGUACCAGGACAACGUCUACGCCGAGGGCUCGGCCUUCCACUCCUUCAAGAAGGUCCUGAUGGAACUGGGGCCUCCCUACUCGGAGGAGGUGGAAUUGGCCUCCUUCCACUCCAUCUCCAAGGGAUUCAUGGGAGAGUGCGGCCUGCGGGGAGGAUACAUGGAAGUGGUGAACAUGAACCCGGAAGUGAAGGCGGAGCUGUCCAAGCUCGUGUCCGUCCGUCUGUGCCCGCCCGUGCUCGGACAGAUGAUCCUGGACACCGUCAUGGAUCCGCCCAAACCGGGAGAGCCGUCCUACGAGAGAUUCCAGGCUGAGAAGAAGGCCGUGCUGGGCGCCCUGGCGGAAAAGGCGCGGCUGACGCAGGAGAUUUUCAACCGGACUCCCGGGAUCCACUGCAACCCCGUGCAGGGAGCCAUGUACUCCUUCCCACGGAUCGACCUCCCGCCGCGGGCCCUGGCCGCCGCCAAGGAGAACAAGCAGGCCCCGGACAUGUUCUUCUGCAUGAGGCUCCUGGAGGAAACCGGGAUCUGCGUCAUCCCGGGAAGCGGCUUCGGACAGAAGGAAGGCACCUUCCACUUCCGGAUGACCAUCCUGCCCCCCGCGGAGAAGCUGAAGAACCUUCUGGAACAGCUCAGCUCCUUCUACACCAAGUUCGUCACGGAAUUCUCCUGAGGAGCCCCCGGACCCCGCUCCCGCUGGGCCCUCCUGGCCUUCGGCAUUUCGGGAAUUCCGGCUUUUGGGAUCUCGGGAAUUCCGGGUUUUGGGGUUUUGGGAAUUCCGGGUUUUGGGGUUUUGGGAAUUCCGGGUUUUGGGGUUUCGGAAAUUCCGGGUUUUGGGGUUUUGGGAAUUCCGGGUUUUGGGAUUUUGGGACUUCCAGCUUUUGGGGUUUUGGGAAUUCCGGCUUUUGGGAUUUCUGGGAAUUCCAGCUUUGGGGUUUUUUG
Molecule: messenger RNA, 1942 nt
Organism: Cinclus cinclus
Lineage: Eukaryota; Metazoa; Chordata; Aves; Passeriformes; Cinclidae
Gene: GPT
Product: glutamic--pyruvic transaminase
Exons: 11
Coding region: 159-1673 (504 amino acids)
Biological process (GO): biosynthetic process
Molecular function (GO): pyridoxal phosphate binding; L-alanine:2-oxoglutarate transaminase activity
Source: RefSeq, a predicted model, not a curated record